UGUGAAAUGAGAAAUCGUGCAAGUCGCGAAGUGGAAGUCAAAUGCAAAUGGCGGUUGUUAUUGUUCGUGGUCGAAAAUUUUUACAACACGAAUUUUUUUUACAAAUUUCAUCUAGAAUAUACAAUUUAAUUGUAAUAAAUUUUUGCAAAUCUUAAAAUAUAAUUUCUUCAUAAAACGUGUUUAUAGAAAUUCAAUUGAAAAGUGUCAAUAUAAACAGUGAAAUUUUUGUUUAAAAAAAUUGGUCUUUGCAAGAGUAAGAAGAAAAAAAUUGUCGUCAAUCAUAUUUUUUGUGGCCCCUUGCUACCAAUACAACAACAACAAGAAGUAAAGAAAAAAGUUGAUACUUCGUAUGGUUCGUUUUCUACGCCUGUGAAUAUUUUUGGUCGCGCUGUUUGAUCUCCAAAAAAGAGCUUCUUGUGUUGUGUUAGGCCUCCUCCUCUAGUAACCAAAAUAAAAAAUAAAUACAAAAACCUAAAAAGUUACAAAUGUACUAAAAAAACUGGUCAUUAAUCCUCCAAACGUAUGACAUGCACUCCUCAAAACGUUCAAAGAAAAUUGUUCAAAUUAAUGUUUAUCAAGGAGAGUUAUAACAUCAGUGUUUUAUUAAAUCUUGUCAAAUUAUAAAAAAAAUAAAACAAACUAAGAAGCAAAAUAAUAAAAAUAUCUUAUAGAAAAAGAUUUUGUUACAAAAAAAAAACUACUCGUUAUGUAGAAUGGUGCAAAAAAAUUCCACUUAAAAAAGUAGUCAGUCACUGUUACAGUGUUUUGACAAUUUGUUGAUGAAAUAAAUAAAAAUCGUGAGAAAGAAAAACUAAUACUACUUAAUAAUUAUUAGAAACUCCCCAAAACAAACGUAACGCAACAACAUUAAAAGCAAAAGAAUAAAAUAAAAAGGAGAAUAUCACAUCACGUCUGUUUCUCUUUAAAAAUGCAGCUCUGCAUAAGUGACACAAGUGGCAGGCAUAUCGAAAGAAACGUAACGUAACGUGAUAUAUGCCAUGAUUUUGUUGUUUAUUGUUUUGAAAAUAUAUUUUUGUUAAUAAAAGAAAAAAAAUAAAAGAAGGAAGAAAGAAAGAAAAAAAUCUACAGAGUUGCCAUAACUAUAAGAAAAGUUUUGUUUAAAAAAAUCUAACAAAUGUGUACAUUAAAAAUAUUAAUAAUAUUACAUUAUUUGCUACCACCGCUUAGUGCUUCAAAUGUUUUACUACGAAAAUGGCAAAAUUGUGGUCAUAGAUUUAAAAUUUAAAUUAAUUAAUAAUUACUAUAAAAUUUGUGUUAAAAUAUAAUAAUAAUUACCUAGAAUUAAUGAUUAUAAAGAAACAGUAGCAACAAAUAAACGUAAACAAAUGAAAGUUUUAAUUUUUUGUGUGAAUGUAUAUCUUCGCGCGAUUUCUGCUAAUUUAAGAAUUAGUGAAUGUUCGCUUAUUUUUUGUAAUAAUUAAAAGAAAUUCUUCGAAAGAAAACAACCCCCAGACAGCUCCCCCGUCAAGUGUGAUUGUCGUCGUGUGAUGAUAUGCAACUUAAACAGCAGAUUGAACCGUGUAUGCGGAUAACAGUGCAAAUCCCUAAGGAUGCGGCGCAAAGGUUACGCCAAUUGGCUACCGAGGGUAAUCCUUCACUACGGGCCCUUGGUAUACGAUCCGUACAAUUAGAGGGAGAUUCUCUGAUAUCACUCAAUCUUGGCGGUCAACAGAUUGAUGUUAAAGUAUCAGAUAUUUCAUCUGUUGUUAGCCAUGAGACGUCCGGUACGUCUAUUAGUGGUAUUGGAACCGGUGGAGUUGGAAUCGGUGUCAGUGGCGAAGGUUGCAAUACAGAUAUAAGUGAUUUAUCUCAAUUACUAAAUGUGGGAAAUAUUGGUGGUCCCAGUUCAAGUAGUGCUUUUGUAAAAUUGCCUCAAGCACAGCUGCAAGAACACCAGCAGCAGCAACAGCAAUCGACAUUAAUCCAACAGCGACGAGGGAAUAUGGCUCCAAAUAUUAAUUUUGGGACAAAUGUUGGGGUAGGAAGUGGCAUGGAUGGUGGUACCAUGUCUUCUAUACAACAACAGCAAAUGUUGCAACAACAACGUCGUAAUAUGAUGCUUGGUGGUCCUAGCACUAGUAAUGCUGCCAUUAAACAUCAACAGCAAAAUCCUUUCAAUAACGUACUGGGUGCACAGCAAAAUCUUCAGCAGCAGCAACAACAUCAACAACCUGUAUUUAAGUCACCAAAUACAGUUUGCCCCAUGGAUGGCAAAGUGCCAGUGCCUCCUUUACCCGCAGCAGCUGGUAGUGCUGCAAAUUCACGAGAAUUUCCCUUUGAAAGUAUGCGCCAAGCUCGUGUUUUGCAGGGCCGCGAUAAUUCUUUGAAUACUGUGGGAUCAUCAUCGUCAGCUAUACCAACUCCUGGUGGAAUAACCUUAGCAGCUGGUAAACCUGCCGUAGCUGGUGUACCAAGUAAUGGAGUUGGGAGCAUUCCACACCAGCUUAUGAGUUCAUUGGGUCCCCCGCCUAAUGUUGCCCUUAAAGUGAUUAAAAAUCCGCAAAGUGGUGAAAUGAUAACUACAACUGUAUCUACAGCAUCCGGUAAAUCACAGUUUUUGCAACCACCUCCUCCACCAUAUCCUGGUGUUGGUACAGUAAACUCUCCCGCCUCCCAGAAUUCUCCGGCUGUAGCAAAGCCUAUAUCAAGCUAUUUGCAAUCACGUGUGGUGCAACCCUCAACGUCUACAGCAUCACCAACUGGAGUUACAGGUUCGAGCAAUAGUAGCAAUAAUAUAGCGAUGUCAUCACCGCUUUUGGUAAACUUGUUGCAAAAUGACAGCAAUUCAGUGGCAAAUCAACAUGGAAAUCAAGUAAAAUCGUCGCCAUUGCCUUCUCCACAACAUCAGCCGCAGCAGCAACAACAUCAACAACAAAUUCCGCUUAUUCAUCAACAGCAACAGUCCCCCAUGAUGGCGGCUAUGAGUCCUCAGCAACAAAUCAUGAAUUCACCGUUAAGAACUACAACACCAGGAAGCGAUUUUAUGAUGCAACAGCAACAACAUUCAAGUCAGGUGCAGCAACAAAUCGUUUCGGCACCUGGUACCCCCGACAAUGUUCUAAGUGUGCCUUCUUCUCCAACUGCGACAACAAAUGCUAUGCGUUCUAUGCCCCCAGGUUCGCAGCAAAUAAUGUUGAGUCCAAGCAAUAGCAACAAUAUGUAUUCACAACAACAACAGCAGCAACAGCGCUUUCAACAACAGCAACAAAUUUCACCACAACAAGCAGCAUUGUUGCGGCAGCAACGUCAACAGCAAUUGCAAACAGUCAAUCAACUACAAAACCAGCAACGUUUUAUACCACAACAACAACAGCAGCAACAACAACAACAAAUGUUGCAGCAAACAAUGGGUGUCAACACGAUGUUAGGAAACCAACAGCAACAAAUGAGGCAAUUGCGUGUUGGAUCUGGUGGUGGUGGCGUUGGUGUUUUAACACAUCAAACACCACCUUCGCCCCUACAGCAGCAACAGUUACAGCAACACCAGCGUCUUAUAGGGCAACAACAACAGCAAUAUAUGUCGGUUAAUGCUGGAAACAUGUCACCUGCAGCAGCACAUUCACCCGCCUCCAGUCAUCAUUCGAUGCAUAGCCCCCACAUGUCCUCCCAGCACUCACACCAACAACUACUAUCUCCUUCGACAACGCCCGCACAGUCCCCUCUUACAGCUUCACAGCAUCUAACGCAACAAUUGUUACCGCCACCUCCACCACAAUCGCCCUCAACAGCAGGUCUUACGCACAAUGCAUCUUCCUCCAUUCACAUAGUACCUUCUUCACCAUCUGCACCAAGUAUGAAUCUACCACCUCCACCAGAUUACAAUCAAGCGGCCGCUUCCUCAAGAUGGCCCGCGACGUUAAAUAAACCAAUGGAUUCGGCGACAAAGUCAAGUUUUCAAGAGUUCACUCGCUAUCAAAUGCAAUACAAUUUACAACAGCAACAAACUCGACAACAAGAGCAACAAAUUAUCUCCGACAUUGCUAAUUCGUUGUCUGGCGCAUCAUCGAACAACAACAGCAGCAUUCAUCAUAACCAGCAGUCGUCAACAACAGCUGGUGGAAGUAGUGGUGGUGUGAGUGUAGGAAACAUUAACUCGACCUCCGCAAAUUCUGUAGCAGGUUCUGCCGGUUCAGGUGUAGAUGCUGCCUUAGAUGCCCAAACAGUCGAUGAUUUAAAUGACAACUUGAUUACUUUAUCCGACUUGGAUGCUUUAACAACAAAUGAUUUGGACGCUUUGUUGCCUACCUUAAGCUGUGAUAUUGAUUCAUCUCUUAGUUUGGAUGACAAAAAUGAAUUGGAAUCCUUGCUUCAAGAUGCGAAAGAUCUGGACUUGGAUCUUAUUGAGGGUAUGGACAUUGAUGAGACAGCAGCUGCAGCUUCGUCGCUUUUAGCUGGAGAUGAACAGCUGCCACCAAAUGUUGAAAUAGCAAUGGGUCAAAUGCAGCCGCAGCAGCAAUCGCAACAACAGCAACAAAUGUUACAGCAACAAUUAUUGCAGCAGCAGCAUCAAACACAACAUCAGCAACAAUUGCAGCAGCAUCAAAGGCAAUUACAAAUGCCACAAAGUCAAAUUAUGCAGCAGCAACAACAAUCUCAGCAUAUUUUGCAGCAACGUUUGCAGCAGCAACAUCAAAUAAACCAACAAAAUCUUGUGCCUCAAAAUCAGCAGCAGCAACAACAACAAUUUCAAAUGAAUUCAAAUCAUCAACAGCAACAAUUUAUGGCAAAUAAACAACAUCAACAACAUUCAAAUAUACAUUCUGCUGUACCUGUCUCUGGCAACACGCAAACAACACAUCCUCCGUCGUCCCAACAAAAGCAAUUUCUUAUUAACCCUUUAACCGGAGAACUUGAACCCAGCCCCAGCGAUGACAGUGAAACUGAAGCUGAACAAGAGACUAUUCAAUCUUCAUCUAAUUCCGCCCUCCACAACACCUCAAACGCUACGAAUACCUCCCAAGGAUCCAAUUAUAACCCAAAUAAUAGCACAAAUAGCAUUUAUGAUUUGCUACCCAAUUCAUCGUCGCAUUUCUCCGAAGAUUCCAAUUCCAACUCGUGCAGCACUGCCAUCUCCAAAUUGUCGGCCGGCGAACAAAAUAAUGGCGGCUCUUCAACACCUCAAUUAUUGGGAGCUGGUUCAGAUAACGAACGUUCUAGAGACUCUUUAAUCUCGAACAAGUCACAAAAGAAUAGAAAGUCGAAAGCAAAUGUGUCAUCAGCGCCAAUAUUAAAUAUUAAUGCAAGUGUAAUAAGCAGUAAACCUGGUGAUAUGGGUUCUCCCAGAUCAAACUCAUCCUCACCAUCGGUGGGAGCCAUGUUGUCCGGUGGUAGUACUUCGAAUAAAAAGUCAAAAACCAAUUUACUAAGGGAGAAACUACAGCAAGGAGUAAGGGAAAAGAAAAGCAAGGAGGCGGCCAACGCUGGAGGGGUCAAACCAAAAAGGGAAAGAGCCAAAGCUGGCAGUAAAUCAAAAGCUGCUUUAGCUGCUGCUGCCGCGGCACAAACACAAACUCUUAUGCAAAAUAAACAAAAUAGUGCAAUAGCUAGUAGCUUAUCAUCGUCGGUUAACACAGCUACAAGCAUAAAUGUUACCAAUCCGAUGAUGAAUACAGUGGAUGCAACAAUUUCUUCAGUUGGAGCAAAUGUGGCGGCAAAUGAAAAAAUCAAAUUACGUUUGAAAUUGGGAAAAUCCGAACCAGUUACACCGGCUUAUAAAGUUGAUGUAACAUUUAGCUCGGAAAAUGUGCAGCAGCAACAACAACAACAAUCCCAAAUAAAUGCUCAACAGUUGGCAAAAAGCGUAAUGCAACAGCAGCAACAACAGCAACAACAUCAACAAAACCAACAUCACACGAAUUCAUCGCAAUUUCAACAAAAUACUAAUUUAAAUUCACCUCAACAGCAACAACAGAACUCCAUACAACAGAUGCAGCAGCAGCAGUUAACACAUCAACAGCAAUCAUCUAUGAACCCGCCACAAUAUCAACAACAACAAGAUAAUAUAUUUCCUCAACCCUCAUCAGUGGCUACAGGCUUAAACACAGCCGCUUCCACAACAGCGGGCAAUACUUCUCCCGCUAUAGAUGAACCCAGAGUUCCUCCACUACACAUUAGUUUACGAGGAGGAAAAAAUUCAAUUGUUAUAAAAAAUUCUCGAAAAGAACGCAAGAAAACACAGAACACGUCGGCACCAGACCAGAAUGAAUCCUUGGACAAUAGCAUUAAAGCAAAGUCCCAUCUUAAGCGUACUCACCUUAUUACGGAUAAUCUAACUGCCAGUGCAACAACAGGAGAUACCUCCAUCGUGGACGAACAAAGUGCAACAGACGCCAAACAGACAAAACUGGGACAAAAUGUAGCAAAAACUCCAAAUGCAACUCAAAUAAAUGGAAUACCAAACAUGUCUGACAACAAGUUGGCUGUUUCAUCAUCAACAACCACAACCAGUUUAGUUGCAGGAAAAAAUGGUCUAACCAUAAGUGCAACAACAAUGAACAAUGCUAACAUGGAGGCGCCUAACAAAACCAGCCAAAAUUUAAUAAUGGAUUCACAAAGUUUGGGUUCGACAAAUUUGGGCACUGUCACCCACCUACCACCCCAGCAAUUGCUGCAACCCUCCACCCAACAGCAAUUGGCCAAAAUUACUUCUUUGCCAAAUAGCAUCACCUUGAGCACCAUAACAAAUCCAAAUACAGGGGCCGGAAGUGGCGGAGUCGGAUCAAAUUCGAAUAGUUUGCAAGUUAAACACAACCUGAAGACGACUGCCACUAUAACACCAAUACAGGGAAAACCCUUAACAAAAAACCAUAAGCCACCGUCGUACAUAACGGCGGUACAACAAUUGCAAUUGCAAAAACAACAACAGCAGCAGCAGUUAGCAGCUUUAGCCGAAAAACAAACACAGCAACAAAUGAUAGCAGCAGCCGUUACCAUGCUACCAAGUGCUACGACCCUCAAAAGAGUCGAAAUAACAAAAGUGGAGCGUAAAGAUGCUAUGGGUAAUGUGGAGCAUGUUCUGAUUAAAUCAAAUGAACCGGUUACGACAGCAGUAGCAACUGCCACUGCAACAACAAUUAAAGCCAACACUCAGGUUACAACAAAUGCUACGACUACCACUAUAUCCUCGCCAGUAACGGUAUCUUCAUCAUUGGUGACCACAAAUACAAAGACAACAUUUAGUGUGGUUGAAAGUAGUGCUACAGGUAAAACGGAUAAUCCUGCUGCCAGCAAACAAAAUAUAAUUCAUCAGCCCAUAAGUACAGCAUUAACAACAACUGCGGCCACGGUGACCACCACACAAACAAAUACUCCUGUCACAAAUUUAAACUAUAAUCAAUCGACACUGGCCACUACAUUAAGGAACUCCCCCGCAAGCACGGGAGGUGGCACACCAGCCCAUGCAAAUAGUGCGGGUGGAGAAGAUAGUGGCAUAGAAUCAAUGGAUGCUUUGUCAGAAAAGUCACCACACCAACUUACAUCUAGCAGUCCACAAUCCCUACAACCUCAAAUCACCUCAGACAAGCCACCCCAGCAAAUACUUGCUAAAGGUCCAGCGACUGAAACUCUUAAGACGAGUGAAGAAGUGGCAACUCAAUUAACGUCGGCCGACGACGAAAUCGAAAAGGCUUUAGCUAAAAUGGAGGGCUUUACUGAGGAUGAUGACAAUAAUCUAUUGACUGGAGAUAGUUUAAAAGAAAAAGAUGUUACCAACUCUAAGGAUCUACAGCAACAGAAAAUUAAUGGUGACCACUCCAUCUUCGAUGAUGAUAUUUUAAAACAGAAGGACAACAAAGUGGUUUAUAACAACAUACAUCAUCACCACCAUCAUCAUCAACUCGAGGAAGAAGACGAUGACGACGAGGAUCUUAUUAAAAAUCUCACUGCCAGUAUUAUUGAGGAACAUGAGGCGGGCGAAAAGGCAGCAAAAGAAAAGUUGGAAAACGAACGUAGAGAAAAAGAAAAAUUAAAUCUUAAAGAACUCGAAGAAGAACAAAAGGAGAGAACGGCAAACAAAUUAAAAUUAGAAGAAAUUAACAACGAGGAUUUCGAAGAAAAAAUUACCAACACCACAACAAUCAUUAAGAAAGAAGAUUCCCUUAAAAUCGAAGUAAAUUGUAACAAUAACAACGAUAAAGAAAAAACAGUUGAAACAAAGAAAACUCCUUUAGAAUCUCUUAAAAAAUCUGAUGAACCUAAGGAAACGAAAAUUGAGCAGCAAAAAGAAGUAGUAAUCAAUAAGCAGAGUGAGGAUCUUAACUCCAAUCUAGCUACGCCCAUAUCAAUAGAAAUUCCACAAUCUACGGAUAUGGACUCGCCACGUAUAAGAACAAGGGCCAGCAGUCGUUUGGGUAGUCCUAUGGAUGUAGCGAAAUCUAGCCCCUCUUUAGACAACAAUUCCACCACACAAUUAACUCUGCUAACAAAUAAACAUGUUGUCGCUACCAGAUCUUCAAGUCAAACUCAUGAACGAGUCAGUUUAAGUCCAAAACUACUUCAAGCUAAUUCAGCCUCCAGCGCCAGCAACAGCACAAAUACGACCAACUCUGCCUCCUCCAACACUUUGUCUGCAAACUCUAACACCAAUAGUAGCCAAACACAAAAUCAUCAUAAACGAAAACGUCAAGAAUCUGAAGGUGGAAGUAGUAGCAAUAGUGGUGUCGGAGAAAAUGACCCCAAAAGAGCACGCAGUGGCAGUACUAGUGGCAGCAGUGCUGUUACAAUAGUAAACCACAAUGAAACAGCAAACAAUAAUAAAAAGUCCGAUGAUGCAGUAGUUUUUAAAAAUACUACCCCUACUACAACGACAAAGAAGAUUGAAGAAUCCUCUGAUUCAGAUGAACCUCUAAUAGAGGUGGCUGGCAAGGUCAGAAAUUCUAAAGCAGCAGCUGCUGGCAGCAUCGAUAAUAAUUCAUCAGUAUCAUCAUCGUCAUCGUCCACUAACAUUAAUACUUCAUCAACAACGUUAAAUACAACAACACUGGAAAAUACUUCAGAAAAAGUUACACGAAAUAGUCGAUCACAUCAACAACAAAAUAAAGGAUCUGCAAAUCUGUUGUCUAUGACUGCUGGAAAUGAAACAAGUUCAAAUUCGGUGAAUUCUUCUUCGAACGCAUCAAAAGUUGGAAAAGUUAAUAAUAGUCACACUGGUCAAACAAAUACUGCAACUGCUGCUGGUGCCCAUAAUAACUCAUCUAAUUUAACAGCAACACCAUCCAUAUCCAACUCGUCGGCAACUUCAACCCCAUCUCAUGCUACUCGUGGUACAAGUCAAGGUUCUGCGACCACUACUAAUGCAACUACACAUGCUACAUCCGUAAAUCAUGCGGGCAAUGUUAAUAACAUUAGCAAUAGUCCUAGUGAUGAGAAAAUUGGCACCCGGCGAAGUGUACGAGCAUCGGCGGCAGCAAAUAAAAUGAUUUACACCAGAGGUAUUCAUAAUAACAGCAAUAAUAAUGGAAGUAAUAACACUGAGACCACUGGUAAAAUGGCAAGCAAAUCAGGCGCAUUAAAUGCAAGCUCUGAAAGUGUGGCAGAGGCCAGAAGAAAAACACGCAGUGCAGUUGUAGGUGAAACUGUGUUAACUGAAGGUCGUCGCAGAAGGGGCUCCAGAGACUAUAAGUGACCAUUGUCUUGCGGCUCGGCUACAGGUUCUGAGGAUAAAUUCGAAUUUUAUAUUUUUCAAGAUGAUGAGGACGAAGAU
Messenger RNA from Lucilia cuprina (Australian sheep blowfly), 9721 nucleotides. Its product is annotated as probable serine/threonine-protein kinase DDB_G0282963. The transcript has 5 exons. The record is from RefSeq and is a predicted model, not a curated record. Bases 1514 to 9643 code for a protein of 2709 amino acids. Lineage: Eukaryota; Metazoa; Arthropoda; Insecta; Diptera; Calliphoridae. Gene Ontology annotation, cellular component: nucleus; histone methyltransferase complex; transcription regulator complex. Gene Ontology annotation, biological process: positive regulation of transcription by RNA polymerase II.